AUGUCAGGUUGGUUCGCCAUUACCAUUCGUACCGGCCUGAUCAGAGCCCUUACACCGGGCCCACACUCAUCCCUCUCCCCUCACACGGACCUACACUCCCGCGUCCGUAUCCCCCAGCUGCCACCCGCACCGCUACAAGAACAAAACCCGGUGAGAAAACUACAUGUUACCAGUGAGCGACUGUGCCUCCGCUCCCAUUGGUUGGAUGAAUCCCAAAAAGAGUCAGAAUCAGCAAAGAUGGCGGACGUGGACCCCGACACUCUGCUGGAGUGGCUGCAGAUGGGGCAGGGCGAUGAGCGGGACAUGCAGCUCAUUGCACUGGAGCAGCUGUGUAUGUUACUGCUGAUGUCUGACAACGUGGACCGCUGCUUUGAGACCUGCCCCCCUCGUACCUUCCUGCCUGCGCUCUGUAAGAUCUUCUUGGAUGAGAGCGCUCCGGACAACGUGCUGGAGGUGACGGCGAGGGCGAUCACGUACUACCUUGACGUGUCUGCAGAAUGCACCCGCAGGAUCGUGGGCGUGGAGGGCGCCAUCAAAGCUCUGUGCAACCGAUUGGUGGUGGUGGAGCUCAACAACCGCACCAGCCGCGACCUGGCCGAGCAGUGCGUCAAGGUGCUAGAGCUGAUCUGCACUCGGGAGUCCGGUGCUGUGUUUGAAGCUGGAGGCCUGAACUGUGUCUUGAGCUUCAUCAGAGACAGCGGACACCUGGUCCACAAAGACACACUGCACUCUGCCAUGGCGGUGGUGUCCCGUCUCUGCAGUAAGAUGGAGCCUCAGGACCCUUCUCUGGAGACGUGUGUGGAGAGUCUGUCCAGCCUUCUGAAGCACGAAGACCACCAGGUGUCAGACGGAGCCCUGCGCUGCUUCGCCUCUCUCGCUGACCGCUUCACUCGCCGUGGCGUGGACCCGGCUCCUCUGGCCAAACAUGGCCUUUCGGAGGAGCUGCUGUCUCGGAUGGCGGCGGCCGGUGGGGGGUCUACGGGGCCCAGCUCUGCCUGUAAACCUGGCAGAGUCUCCACAGGCGCCACGUCCUCCACUCCAGACUCCAAACUCAGUAACCAGGUGUCCACCAUCGUGAGCCUGCUGUCCACACUCUGCAGGGGGUCCCCUUUGGUCACACAUGACCUGCUCCGCUCUGCUCUCCCAGACUCCAUGGAGGCGGCUCUGGCCGGAGAUGAGCGCUGCGUCCUGGACACCAUGCGGCUGGUGGACCUUCUGCUGGUGCUGCUGUUCGAGGGCAGGAAAGCUUUGCCCAAGUCCACGGCAGGAUCCACGAGCCGCAUCCCGGGUCUGAGGAGACUGGACUCUUCUGGAGAGAGGUCCCAUCGACAGCUCAUAGACUGUAUUCGCAGCAAAGACACAGAUGCUCUCAUUGACGCCAUCGACACUGGAGCUUUUGAGGUGAACUUCAUGGACGACGUGGGACAGACGCUGCUCAACUGGGCCUCAGCGUUCGGCACACAGGAGAUGGUGGAGUUUCUGUGUGAGCGUGGAGCAGACGUGAAUCGGGGGCAGAGGUCCUCGUCAUUGCACUACGCUGCCUGCUUCGGACGGCCGCAAGUGGCAAAAACACUGCUGCGUCAUGGAGCGAACCCCGACCUCAGAGACGAAGACGGGAAAACUCCUCUGGACAAAGCCCGAGAGAGGGGCCACAGUGAAGUGGUGGCCAUCCUGCAGUCUCCAGGAGACUGGAUGUGUCCGGUGAACAAAGGAGAGGAUAAGAAAAAGAAGGAUGUGAAGGAGGAGGAGGAGAGCAGUGAGCCGCGAGGAGACCCAGAGAUGGCUCCUCUGUAUUUGAAGAGAUUGCUGCCUGUGUUUGCACACACCUUCCAACACACCAUGCUGCCUUCCAUACGGAAAGCGAGUCUGGCUCUGAUCCGGAAGAUGGUCCACUACAGCAGUGAGGUUCUCCUGAAGGAGGUUUGCGACUCUGAGGCAGGACACAACCUGCCCACAGUGUUGGUGGAGAUCACUGCCACGGUCCUGGACCAGGAGGACGACGACGAUGGACACCUACUGGCCUUACAGAUCAUCAGAGACCUGGUGGACAAAGGCGGGGACGUGUUCCUGGACCAGCUGGCUCGUCUGGGCGUCAUCAACAAAGUCUCCACUCUGGCCGGUCCCACCUCCGACGACGAAAACGAGGACGAGUCCAAGCCCGAGAAGGAGGAGGAGACCCAAGAGGACGCCCGAGAGAUCCAGCAGGGGAAGCCGUACCACUGGAGGGACUGGUCUGUGAUCCGAGGCCGCGACUGUCUCUACAUAUGGUCUGACGCUGCAGCCCUGGAACUCUCAAACGGCUCCAACGGAUGGUUUCGCUUCAUCCUGGACGGAAAACUGGCCACAAUGUAUAGCAGCGGCAGCCCCGAGGGAGGCUCCGACAGCUCAGAGUCUCGCAGUGAGUUCCUGGAGAAGCUGCAACGUGCGCGGUCCCAGGUGAAGCCGGUGACCUCUAGCCAGCCGGUGCUGUCCGCCGUGGGCCCCACCAAACUGAGCGUGGGGAACUGGUCCCUGACAUGUCUGAAGGAGGGAGAGAUUGCCAUCCAUAACUCAGACGGGCAGCAGGCCACUAUCCUGAAGGAGGACCUUCCCGGCUUUGUGUUUGAGUCCAACAGAGGGACCAAGCACUCCUUCACCGCGGAGACCUCACUGGGCUCAGAGUUUGUGACCGGCUGGACGGGGAAGCGCGGGCGGAAGCUGAAGUCGAAGCUGGAGAAGACCAAGCAGAAGGUGAAGAGCAUGGCGCGCGAGCUGUACGACGACCACUUCAAAGCUGUGGAGAGCAUGCCCCGGGGCGUCGUAGUCACUCUGAGGAACAUCUCCACUCAGCUCGAGUCCUCUUGGGAACUGCACACCAACCGCCAGCAGUGCAUCGAGGGUGAGAACACGUGGAGGGACCUGAUGAAGACUGCUCUGGAGAAUCUCAUUGUGGUUCUGAAAGACGAGAACACCAUCUCUCCGUACGAGAUGUGCAGCAGUGGACUAGUGCAGGCCUUGUUCAUCGUCCUCAACAACAGCGUGGAACUUGACCUUAAACACGAUUGUAAGCCUUUGAUGGAGAGAAUCAAUGUCUUCAAAGCUGCUUUCAGUGAAAACGAAGACGACGAGAGUCGUCCUGCUGUUGCCUUAAUUCGUAAACUCAUUGCGGUCCUGGAGUCGAUAGAACGUCUACCUCUGCACCUUUACGACACGCCCGGCUCCUCAUACAAUCUGCAGAUUCUGACCCGGAGGCUGCGGUUCCGUCUGGAGCGGGCCCCUGGAGAGACGGCUCUGAUUGACAGGACUGGACGCAUGCUGAAGAUGGAGCCACUGGCCACAGUGGAGUCUCUGGAGCAGUAUCUGCUCAAGAUGGUGGCGAAGCAGUGGUACGAUUUUGAGCGUUCGUCUUUUGUGUUUGUGAGGAAACUGAGAGAAGGACAAAGCUUCAGCUUCAGACACCAGCACGACUUUGAUGAGAACGGCCUCAUCUACUGGGUCGGCACCAACGCCAAGACUGCCUAUGAGUGGGUGAACCCUGCAGCCUAUGGCCUGGUGGUAGUGACCUCGUCGGAGGGUAGAAACCUCCCAUACGGGCGCCUGGAGGACAUCCUGUCUCGCGACAGCUCGGCGUUGAACUGUCACACCAACGACGACAAGAACGCCUGGUUUGCUGUGGACCUGGGGCUGUGGCUCGUGCCGUCUGCCUACACGCUCCGACAUGCCAGGGGCUACGGCCGCUCUGCUCUAAGGAACUGGGUGUUCCAAGUGUCGAAGGACGGUCAGAACUGGACCACUCUGUACACACACGUAGACGAUUGCAGCCUCAACGAACCUGGCUCCACAGCCACGUGGCCCCUGGACCCCGCCAAAGACGAGAAGCAGGGCUGGAGACACAUCCGCAUAAAACAGAUGGGGAAGAACGCCAGCGGACAGACUCACUACCUGAGUCUGUCUGGACUGGAGCUAUACGGGACGGUGACCGCCGUCUGCGAGGACCAGCUUGGGAAAGCAGUGAAAGAGGCAGAGGCGAACUUGCGAAGACAGAGGCGCCUGUUCCGCUCGCAGGUCAUGAAGUACAUAGUUCCUGGAGCCAGAGUUGUUAGAGGAAUUGACUGGAAGUGGAGGGACCAGGACGGGAACCCACCAGGGGAGGGAACAGUCACGGGAGAGGCCCACAAUGGCUGGAUUGAUGUAACCUGGGACUCUGGCGGCUCUAACUCGUACCGAAUGGGCGCGGAGGGAAAGUUCGAUCUCAAACUUGCGCCGUCCUUCGACCCAGAGUCUCCGCACAACACCAAACCUGUGUCCUGCGUUCACGUUUCAGGCCCGUCCUCCACCUCCACCUGCCCCCAGCAUCAGCAGCAGCAGCAGCAGUGGAGCAGCCUCGUCAAAAACAACUGUCCGGACAAAUCCAGCACCACGUCGUCUUCCUGCGUGGUGGGCGGGACAUCCUCUCACAGCAGGAAGGGCAGCAGCAGCUCGGUGUGCAGUGUGGCCUCCUCCUCGGACCUGUCCUCCUCGGCUCUUGGGGGACUCCUUCCUGGGGCCACCAUCGGCAGCUUGCGUUUGGACUCUAGGCGCAACGAGGGACUUCUACUGGACCAGAGCGUGCUGGGAGGCGGGGUGAAUGUAUGUGACGGACAGCAGCAGGAGCCAAUUGUGGUGCUUUCGUCCGCGGUUGACGCUAGCUCGGCGAAUGAAGCCGCGGCUAACGCAGAGGCCGCGGUGUCUAUGGGGCUGGUGAGCGUCAGUUCUCCCGACGUGAGCUCUGAGGCCUCCAGCAAAGACACACCCACGCCGCGGCCACUGUGCUCUGCGGCUAACGCUAGGCUGUCGGUAAGCUCGCUGCUAGCAGCCGGCGCACCUAUGAGCUCCAGCGCCAGUGUCCCCAACCUGUCGUCCAGAGAAGCCAGCCUCAUGGAGUCCUUCGUGAGGAGAGCCCCCAACAUGUCACGCACCAACGCCACCAACAACAUGAACCUGAGCCGCAGCAGCAGCGACAACAACACCAAUACACUGGGACGGACGGUCAUGAGCACGGCCACGUCUCCUCUGAUGGGCGCUCAGAGCUUCCCAAACCUCACCACCACCGGCACCACCUCCGUCACUAUGUCCACCUCAAUCGUCACCUCCUCUAACAACGUAGCCACAGCGACCACCGGCCUCUCCGUGGGACAGCUGCUGAGUAACACCCUGACCACGAGUCUGACCUCCACCAGCAGCGAGAGCGACACGGGCCAGGAGGCAGAGUUCAGCCUCUACGAUUUCCUGGACAGUUGCAGAGCUAACACCCUAUUGGCCGAGCUCGAUGACGAGGAGGAUCUGCCCGAACCUGACGAUGAUGACGACGAGAACGAAGACGACAACCAGGACGAGCAGGAGUAUGAGGAGGUGCUGGAGGAGGAGGAGUACGAGACCAAAGGAGGCCGCAGACGGACGUGGGACGACGACUUUGUUUUGAAGCGUCAGUUCUCUGCUCUAGUUCCGGCGUUCGACCCGCGACCCGGAAGAACAAAUGUACAGCAGACUACAGACCUGGAGAUCCCCCCUCCAGGAACGCCGCGGUCUGAAGUCCAGGAGGAGGUGGAGUGCGCUCCGUCACCGCGUCUCUCCCUCACGCUCAAAGUGGCCGGUCUGGGCACGACUCGGGAAGUCGAGCUGCCUCUGUCAAACUACAAAUCCACAAUCUUCUUUUACGUCCAGCGGCUGCUCCAGCUCUCCUGCAGCGGAGCAGUGAAGACCGACAAGCUGCGGAGGAUCUGGGAACCCACUUACACGAUAAUGUACAGAGAGCUGAAGGACUGGGACAAAGAGAAGGAGAGCUGCAAAAUGGACUUCUGUGAGCAGAGCCGCUCUGGGGGCCUGUCUCCCUCCAUCCCUCACCCACACAGCUGUGAGAUCCUGGGGGGAGCGCGGGAGAUGGCCCAGGCUAAAGCUGGCAGCACCCAGAACGCAUGUGGAGUGGAGGACGUGCUACAGCUGCUGCGGAUCCUCUAUAUCAUCGGAGGAGACGCCGCCAUCAACACCAGGACAUUACAGGAAGACGUGGAGGAGCUGCAGUUCAACGCGUCUCCAGAAGAAUUCACCAGUAAAAAAGUCACCACCAAAAUACUGCAGCAGAUCGAAGAGCCGUUAGCGUUAGCCAGCGGGGCGCUCCCAGAAUGGUGCGAGCAGCUCACCUCCAAGUGUCCUUUCCUGAUCCCCUUUGAGACGCGGCAGCUGUACUUCACCUGCACGGCCUUCGGAGCCUCCCGGGCAAUUGUGUGGCUGCAGAAUCGUCGCGAGGCCACGAUGGAGCGGUCGCGUCCUUCCACAGCAGUGCGCAGAGACGAUCCAGGGGAGUUCCGGGUGGGACGCCUCAAACACGAGCGCGUCAAAGUGCCCCGCGGAGAUUCCAUGAUGCAGUGGGCGGAGUCUGUAAUGGGCGUGCACGCAGAGAGGAAGUCUGUGCUGGAGGUGGAGUUCCUGGGGGAGGAGGGUACUGGUCUUGGUCCUACUCUGGAGUUCUAUGCUCUGGUGGCAGCUGAGUUCCAGAGGACGUCUCUGGGGAUCUGGCUCUGUGACGACGACUUCCCCGACGACGAGUCCAGACAGGUGGACCUAGGUGGAGGUCUGAAGCCUCCUGGGUUCUAUGUGCAACGCUCGUGUGGCCUGUUCCCAGCUCCGUUCCCUCAGGACAGUGAAGAGCUAGACCGUGUCACGCAGCUCUUCCACUUCCUCGGAGUAUUUUUGGCCAAAUGUGUCCAGGACAGCCGCCUAGUGGACCUGCCACUGUCCAGACCCUUCUUCAAGCUGCUGUGUAUGGGAGACAUCAAAUCCAACAUGAGUAAGCUGCUGUACGACUCUCCCAGUGUGGACCGCGCUCUGAACCUUGAGGCUGGGACUGAGGACCAGGACUCUCUGUUCGACGAAGACUCAAAGUCAGAGUUCAUCCUGGACCCUCCCAAACCCAAACCCCCGGCCUGGUACCACGGCCUGCUCACCGCGGACGACUUCCAGCACGUCAACCCCCACAGAGCGAGUUUCCUGAAGGAGAUGAAGGACCUGUCUGUGAAGCGCCGUCAGAUCCUCAGCAGUAAGUCUCUGUCUGAGGAUGAGAAGAACACCAGGCUGCAGGACCUCAUGUUGAAGAACCCUCUGGGCUCUGGGCCUCCUCUCAGUGUUGAGGAUCUAGGGUUGAAUUUCCAGUUCUGUCCGUCCUCCAAAGUUCACGGCUUCUCAGCAGUGGAUCUCAAGACGAACGGGGACGAUGAGAUGGUGACGAUGGAGAACGCAGAGGAGUACGUGGAGCUGAUGUUUGACUUCUGCAUGCACUCGGGGAUCCAGAGGCAGAUGGAGGCUUUCAGAGAGGGCUUUAACCGUGUGUUCCCCAUGGAGAAGCUCAGCUCCUUCAGCCACAAAGAAGUUCAGAUGAUUCUGUGCGGAAACCAGUCUCCGUCCUGGACCAACGAAGACAUCAUCAACUAUACAGAGCCCAAGCUGGGAUACACCAGAGACAGCCCUGGCUUCCAGCGGUUCGUCAGAGUCCUCUGUGGGAUGAACUCAGAUGAGAGGAAAGCGUUCCUUCAGUUCACAACCGGCUGCUCCACACUGCCCCCUGGAGGCCUGGCUAACCUGCACCCCCGCCUCACCAUCGUCAGGAAGGUGGACGCCUCGGACCACAGCUAUCCCUCGGUGAACACCUGUGUGCAUUACCUGAAGCUGCCAGAGUAUUCCUCAGAGGACAUCAUGCGAGAGCGCCUGCUAGCGGCCACCAUGGAGAAGGGCUUCCACCUGAACUAG
Messenger RNA from Knipowitschia caucasica, 7761 nucleotides. Lineage: Eukaryota; Metazoa; Chordata; Actinopteri; Gobiiformes; Gobiidae. The record is from the annotation of a GenBank genome assembly.